This is a messenger RNA of Caenorhabditis elegans, 2300 nucleotides long. Lineage: Eukaryota; Metazoa; Nematoda; Chromadorea; Rhabditida; Rhabditidae. The record is from the annotation of a RefSeq genome assembly.
AUGCGUCAGUACAAAAGGGUUCCGAAGAAAGUGUUGCAACGAGAAUGGCCACACUUAUUCGAGCAUGAACAUUUAAGAAGUGAUCUGCAGUCAAAUGAAGUCGGUGAUGUCGCAAUUAAACAUCAGAAUGAAGAAACAUGCGUCAGAAACUCUCCGACCGAAGUGGAUACAAGCGGCAGAACAUCUCGUAAUGAAGAAGAAAACGUAGAAAGCUCGCAAGAAAAUGAUUUUCCAAAUUUGGAAGAAGAACAACGUCACAUGGUUUCUCCAGAAAUUGAUUGCACAUCACCUGAAGAGGACCAGGAUAACAAAUUUGGUCGUGAAAAUGCCAUCCACUACAUCGCUGCCUUUUUUGCUUACAAUAAUAUUAGUAAAUCGAUGGGAACCGACAUUUUUGAAACAGGACGAUUAAUUGGAACAUAUCCUGAUAUCAGGUUGUCGGAAAUUUGGAGGACAAUUGGCGCUUGGGUGGAUUAUGACAUGCGAGUUUAUCGUUACUGUGCGAGUUGUGGAAAUAUGCUCACGGAAUCCCAGAAAUGUGUCAACAAAAAAUGCAAUCGGUAUUUUUUGUCACAAUGUAACGUAUCGUUAUCCAAAAUGGCUGUUACACUUUCCAUUAGGAAACAAGUCGAAGUUUUGCUGACAAGUGGUGCAUUCAACAAAAAAUUGCUGAAUCAACAAGGAUCUUCAACAUCCCUCUCCUCCCGCACUUGCCAGACUCCAAAGUACAAGGCCAAAUUAGAAGAAAGUCGAGCAAAGUACCCCGACAUAGUCACGCUUUUCUUAACAUUCAAUACGGAUGGAUGUCAGAAGCGAGGAAAUGUUAGAGGCCAAAUUUGGCCUGUUUUUCUUGCACCGAAUGAUAUCAUCUCAGAACGAUGUAGUUUUCAAGAGUAUCGCCCGGAGAUGGUUAUUAUGUCUGCCUUAAUGCUAUCAAAAAAGAAAUUGCACACUGGAGACUUUUCCUCGCUGGUUGAAAGAAUGCGUUUGGAAUUAGAUGAAACCACCGUGAAUCCACUUAUCUUCAAACUGAAUGAUGUUGAGUACAAAAUACGGAUAGAAAUCUGUUUCUCAGUACUAGAUAUGGACGCUAGUAGAAAGAUUCACAGGCUCCCAAAUUGGCAAUCCUACAGUUCAUGUUCGCGAUGUGAUAUUAAAGGAACCAGAUUUGGCACUCGAAAUAAUUCAACCAAAAUUGUAUGGACUCAGUCUACUAGAAGCCGUCUCUACAAUUCCUUUCAUAGACCUCCAAAACUCAUUCCAACAUGUCUUCCGUCUCCAUGGAGUGAUGGAUACGAUGGUCUUCAUCUUAUUUUUGAAGGGACUUCUCGAGAUGUUUUGAAGCUGACACACGUCAGUGGACGUAAAAUCAACCUUAUUUUGACCACAAAUGAGAGAGCGAUCUGGGCGGAAGUUGUCGAUAGAUCCACUGUUCCAAGAGGAAGAAGCUCUCUGAGUUGGAGGAGUUUUGCCGAUAUACUGUGUGCCCAGAUAUUUCAAUUUUCCAACUGAUCGAUACCCUGGAUGAGUGCACCGAUGAUGAACGAAAGUCGAUUCACGUUGGCCAGGGAAUUAUGAUGAAAAUGCAAAGGCCACAAGAAAAAACUAUUGCGUCCGUAGAAGCAUCGAUGAAUUCACUUGCAUCAAAAGUUGCGAAGAACAUACAGCCAGGAAUAAUCAUCAAGAAGGAUCUUCAAAUUUCGCAUAUUAUCAAUGCUACUGGCGAAUUUCCGACAUGCGAUAUUACCGACCUUUACAAUUCUAGCCGUCUGAUUGGGAAAGAUGCAAUUACACAACUUUCCCACUUUUUUAUGUCUGUCUUAAAAGACUUACUUCAACCGGUUUACAAUAUUUGGCCCUACACGUAUCGUCCCCGCUCGGUUCGUCGCGUGGACAAGAAUUUUGUAGAAUUCCCAAAGGAAGUGGUCCAAGCUUUUGUCGAUGUUGGACUUGAUGCUGUAGGUGUAUAUCUCCCGAAAGACUUGACCAGAGGAGACAUCGAUUCUGAUCAUCCGUUCUUGAAGACGCUUGGCGACAAAUGGGAAGAAGAAGUUCAUCGACGCCGAAAUGAGCGCAUCACAUGCAUCACCAACUCCAUCGAAGCUCUUGGAAUUGCGAUGUCAAAUCUGAGAACGUAUCACUACGAUGUCAGGACGAAGCUUCUCGAGGCUUGCGCUGCUCGGAAAGGGUGAAAGAUCCACUUGAAAUGGGAUCAGCUUAGAAAGUUCAAAGAGGAACAGAAGGUGGACGCUUCGCCAGAAGAUAUUCUCAAAUUUUUCAACUCUUCAUCUCGCGACUGA